GCUGUGGCACUUGUCACCUCCUUGGGGACAGGACGGGGGAGGGGCUCUGGGUGGCUGCAAGGAGGGUCCCAGAGCUGUCACCUCCUUGGGGACAGGGGCGGAGGUGCCACACCCAGCCCUGCUGGUGUCACCGGCGCGCACAGAGUGUCCCAUUGUCACCUCCCCCGGCCGCUGGGCGCCAGCCCCGCCCGUGUCACCGGGCACCGGGACACUGUCCCCUCCGUGCCACCCCUGGGGACAGCAGCGCCACCGCUGUCCCCUCGCAAGCCUCGCCUUUGGUGGCAGCUCGGGGACAGCGCUGACGGCUCUGUGUCGCCAGGAGUGUCGCCGGUGUCCCCAAUCCACGUGUACACGCCGCGCGAGCUCUAUGGCACCGUGGGCUCGCGUGUCACCCUGUCCUGCAGCUUCUGGUCCAGCGAGUGGAUCUCGGAGGACAUUUCCAUCACCUGGCACUUCCAGGCCGACGGCUCCCGCGACAGCAUCUCCAUCUUCCACUACGCCAAGGGCCAGCCCUACAUCGACGACGUGGGGACAUUCAAGGAGCGCAUGGAGUGGGCGGGGAACCCGCGGCGCCGCGACGGCUCCAUCGUCAUCCACAGCCUGGAGCCCAGCGACAAUGGCACCUUCACGUGCGACGUCAAGAACCCGCCCGACAUCGUGGGCAAGUCCUCGCAGGUCACGCUCUACGUGCUGGAGAAAGUGCCACCCCGCUACGGUGUCGUGCUGGGCUCUGUCAUCGGCGGGGCGCUGCUCCUGGUGGCCGUGCUGGUGGCCCUGGCCUACGGCACGCGCUACUGCUGGCGGCGGCGCCAGGCGGCUCUGCAGCGGCGGCUGAGCGCCAUGGAGAAGGGGAAGCUGCAGCGCUCGGGCAAGGACGGCUCCAAGCGCAGCCGGCAGGCUCCCGUGCUCUACGCCAUGCUGGACCACGGCCGCAGCGCCAAGAAAGCCAAGGGCGACUCGCGCAAGGAUAGGAAAUAGCGGUUAGCGGGCAGGGAGGGACCCCCGGGGGCGGCCGGGGCCGAGGGGGACUCCCGGCCCCCCAAAGUCAUCAUGACCAUCGAGAUGGAGCUGCGGGGGGAGCCCCAGGCCGCGCCCCCGCCCGCCGCCCGCUCCCCGAGCCGGGGCAGCCUCAAGAGCGCCCUGCUGAGCAUCAUCAAACCCAACUCGGGGGGCUCCUGACCGCCCCCCCGGCCCCGGCCGCGGCCCCUCCGGGCUCGGGACCCGGCGAGGAGCGGGGUGUGGUCCUCGCCUCGGGUCCCCCGGCCUUGAGGACAGCGCUGGGGACAACCGCGGGUCCCCCCCGGCCCCCCCACGGUCGCUCCCUGCCCAGCCCCGGGCGGAAUUUCUCUUUCGGAAGACAAAAUCCCGGCGGAUUUGGGGUCGGUCCCCCCUCCCCGGGGACCUGCGGGGUCCCCGCGGGGCCGUGUCCCCGCCGCGUGUCCCCUCCCCGAACUCGGGGGGGUUUCUGUGCCCCCAAUUUCGCUCCUUUUCUGGCCGUUUUCUCGUCUCUCCCCGCGACCGACCCCAAAUGACGUCGCAGGGUGGCCCCCGCCCCUUUGUCCCCUUUGUCCCCUCCUGUCCCCCCAUUAACCCCCGCGCCCC
Pyrgilauda ruficollis (rufous-necked snowfinch) is the source of this 1602-nucleotide messenger RNA. RefSeq names its product myelin protein P0-like. NCBI's taxonomy places the organism in Eukaryota, Metazoa, Chordata, Aves, Passeriformes, Passeridae. Gene Ontology annotation, cellular component: membrane. The annotation marks the transcript as partial. The record is from RefSeq and is a predicted model, not a curated record. Gene Ontology annotation, biological process: myelination. The transcript is spliced from 5 exons.